AUGGCAUCAGCAACUGCCCAACGGCGCCUUCUCCAAGAAUACCGCGCCCUAACCAACAACCCCCCAGAAGGCAUCACCGCCGGUCCCGUCUCCGAAGAUGAUCUUCUCUACUGGGAAGCAUUAAUUCAAGGCCCAGAGGGGACACCAUUUGAAGGGGGUAUUUUCCCCGCUGAAUUAAAGUUCCCUAAGGAUUACCCGCUCGCGCCGCCGAGUAUGCGAUUUCUUGGCGAGGUAUGGCAUCCGAAUGUCUACCCCAGCGGCCUGGUUUGCAUCAGCAUCCUGCACCCACCAGGAGACGACCCAAACCACUAUGAGCAUGCCUCCGAACGGUGGUCACCCAUACAGAGCGUGGAGAAAAUCUUGAUCAGUGUGAUGAGCAUGCUUGCGGAGCCAAACGAUGAGAGUCCUGCAAAUGUGGAGGCUGCGAAGAUGUGGCGAGAGCGGCGGCCGGAGUACGAACGUCGAGUAAGGGAGAGUUGUAAGCGGAUGCUUGGGCUGUAG
Venustampulla echinocandica is the source of this 501-nucleotide messenger RNA. Its product is annotated as putative ubiquitin-conjugating enzyme ubcP3. The transcript is spliced from 2 exons. NCBI's taxonomy places the organism in Eukaryota, Fungi, Ascomycota, Leotiomycetes, Helotiales, Pleuroascaceae. Gene Ontology annotation, cellular component: cytosol; endoplasmic reticulum. Bases 1 to 501 code for a protein of 166 amino acids. The record is from RefSeq and is a predicted model, not a curated record.